Messenger RNA from Hyaloscypha bicolor E, 1043 nucleotides. RefSeq lists its product as uncharacterized. The record is from RefSeq and is a predicted model, not a curated record. NCBI's taxonomy places the organism in Eukaryota, Fungi, Ascomycota, Leotiomycetes, Helotiales, Hyaloscyphaceae. Bases 230 to 799 code for a protein of 189 amino acids. The transcript has a single exon.
AAAUUCGCUUCCUUUGAAGUCGAUCCUGCGAAAUAAAGUGAGAUUUGAAAAGCUGCCGUCAUCAAGGCAGAGGCAGUACAAUCAAAGGAUGGGAAGAUGGUCAUGGUGACAACAACCGAAGUUGAAUCAAGAGCCCCACCAGCCGUGCUUUUUCACGGUGGGAAGCCACGUACCGGUUACAUGGCAGGAAUUGUGGUUGUUUGUGCUCUGAUAGUCACCCUCAUCCGCUAUGCUCUCACCUUCCUUCCAGCAUUGGACUCCGGAUAGAACGCACACUACAAGUGUGAAGUCUGAGGCGAGAAGGCACUUGCACAUACUUCCCGAACACAGCGUGGCUCAGCCUCUUCUUCACAAUCUCAACCCGCUUUCUCACAGUCGGCUACCUGCGCUCCGGAAAUCUCUGAAUCGUCGCCGAGAGGACCGUAAUUCGACCAUUCCGUCUCAUCAUCGCGGUCGCCGGCAUCGCCAUUCUCGAGUACUUCUUCAUCGACUGCGGUGCAGCGCAAUAGCUCGAAUACCUCCUUUCCGUAGCCUGGUCCACUUGGCCAUAUUCAGACCGCUACAAAAACUCUCGGAGAAUUUUUUUAACGAGCUGCUGGAACUACUCCAACGCCGCACCCCAAAUAACAAUCAACUACUGCACCGGGGUCUCUGGGCAAUUCCCGUGACUCUUCAAGGUUCGAGGAUAUCCAUCCUCGGAGUGAUGAUAAUCUGCGAGCUCAAAACCCCAUGGAAGCGCUUCGGCUACUACACAGUUUACAUACUGAUGAACUGGCACGUCCGGGAAUGGGGAUCGUAAUUCUGGGCGGGCCUCGACCUCGACGUAAUCUACAGAUACAGAAAAUACAUUUACGUGCGAUUUCUGCUCAUCACAUGUCUUCUCACUGCAUUCACAAUGCUAACCUGGGACGCCCUGCUCAUCGACGCCGGGAUCCCUCUCGCCCUCGAGCGUGGGAUCCACCCCGACCUCAAAACCGGCCGCCCAAUAGCACAAACGGAGAAUAGAGGCUACCCAGCAUACUUCGAGUCCCAUCUCAAUGACC